Molecule: messenger RNA, 2181 nt
Organism: Gavialis gangeticus (Gharial)
Lineage: Eukaryota; Metazoa; Chordata; Crocodylia; Gavialidae
Gene: NMUR1
Product: neuromedin U receptor 1
Exons: 2
Coding region: 1-1278 (425 amino acids)
Biological process (GO): G protein-coupled receptor signaling pathway
Cellular component (GO): plasma membrane
Molecular function (GO): neuromedin U receptor activity
Source: RefSeq, a predicted model, not a curated record
AUGUAUCCCUACACCAACUGCACCAGCCUGGCACCCCCUCGCGACUACCUGGCCCAGCUGGAGGCCGACGUGCUCUGCAAUCAGAGCCACGUGGACCCGGAGGACAUGACCCUCACGGAGGACGAGCUGCGGGACAAGUACCUGGGGCCGCGGCGGUCCAGCUUCUUCGUGCCCGUCUGCACCACCUACCUGCUGAUCUUCGUGGUAGGCGCUGUGGGCAACACGCUGACCUGCCUAGUGAUCCUGCGGCACAAGUUCAUGCGGACGCCCACCAACUACUACCUGUUCAGCCUGGCCGUGUCGGACCUGCUGGUGCUGCUGCUGGGCAUGCCGCUGGAGCUGUACGACAUGUGGAGCAACUACCCCUUCCUGCUGGGCGCGGGCGGCUGCUACUUCAAGACGCUGCUGUUCGAGGCCGUGUGCUUCGCCUCCAUCCUCAACGUCACGGCCCUGAGCGUGGAGCGCUACAUCGCCGUGGUGCACCCGCUCAAGGCCAAGUACGUGGUGACCCGCAACCACGCCAAGCGGGUCAUCGGUGCCAUCUGGGUGCUCUCAGUGCUCUGCUCCAUCCCCAACACCAGCCUCCAUGGCAUCAGGCCGCUGUAUGUGCCAGGCCGGGGCAUGGUGCCCGACUCAGCUAUCUGCAUGGUGGUGAAGCCGCUGGUGCUCUACAACCUCAUCAUCCAGAUCACCACCAUCCUCUUCUUCUUCCUGCCCAUGGGCACCCUCAGCAUCCUCUACCUGCUCAUCGGCCUGCAGCUGAGGAAGGAGAAGAUGCUGCAGAGCCUGGAGGCCAAGGCGGGCGGGGACAGCGACUACCACCAUGUCCGAGCCCAGCAGAAGAAGGUCCGGAGGAGGCAGGUGACUAAGAUGCUGUUUGUCCUGGUGGUCGUGUUUGGGAUCUGCUGGGCCCCCUUCCACAUGGACCGGCUGGUCUGGAGCUUCGUCUCCAACUGGACGGGCAACAUGCACGAGAUGUUCCAGUACAUCCACGUCAUCUCGGGGGUCUUCUUCUACCUGAGCUCGGCCACCAACCCCAUCCUCUACAACCUGAUGUCCACCCGCUUCCGGGAGAUGUUCAAGGAGGUGAUGUGUCACCAGCACCUCCAGCGCCUCGGCUCCCGCAAGUACUCGCCCAGCGUCACCCGGGUCACCACCCGCAGCACAGUGUGCGAGCACUUGCCCAGCGGCAACGGGCUGCCCCUGGCCGACCUGGAGGAGUAUGAGAUGGACAGGGAGGGCGAGCAUGGCAACGAGCACGGGGAGGUCUUUGACUGAGAGCCUUCCCCACCCACCAGGCUCGGAUGUGACCGCAAGGGGAUGGGACAGGCCAGGACUGGCUUUCGCGGUCACCCACUCCCAUCUCCCCUGCAUUGUGGUACCCGCUAACACUGCCAGACACAGGCUUCUGUCUCCAUCUCACCCCCGCUGGGCUGAGCUUGCCAAGGGCCUCCGGAUGGUGAGGGAAGGGACCUGUCAAAUUUGGGUUCACACUAAGAGCAUCAAUUCUUCCUGGCUGCUGGCCCACACCAUGGUCUGUGCCCUUGCUGCCUCCAUGGGCAGAGCCAGAGCCCCUGGCGUGGCACUGAGCGCGGGCGGGUUGUAUCAGGAACAUUUGGCAGCCCCGAAGCAGCUUCACAGAAGAGGAAGGGAGCAAACGGAGCCUGGUGAGCGCAGCUGAGCCCAGGGGUUGAAGCCGACAGAGGUCUGGGGUUGCAGCCACUGCUACACCUGAGAAGCAGAGACUCGGAUGGAGAUUCAGCCACGCAGAGGGCUGGUGCAUGGCCAUGGGGCAGCGCUCUCCCCAUACUGCUGUAGGCCAAGGAAAAUCUGUCUCUCUGCUGCCUCUGUCCCCUGCUGAUCCCGGGCUGGGUCUCCCGGUGCACUGUGCUGCCCUGCCUCUCUGGUGGGCCAGCCCCUGGCUCCCCAUGCCCAGCUGGCAGUGAGGGCACAUCGCAGCAGGGUGGCAUUGUGGCAGGAUCACACCGUGAUGUGCCAGCCAGAACCGGGUGGUUUGGGGCUGUCACAGCCGGGGUGCUAGUGUGUCAGGCAUGCGGCCCAGUUGUUCACAGCCCUCAGUGCAGCCAGGGAUCAGCUCUGAAUUCUUUACCGAUUUCUUCCCAUACCGGCCCCAUUCACACCCCGCCAGGCUUCCUCCUACCCCGACCCCCUCCUUCCUGC